Hypoxylon fragiforme is the source of this 534-nucleotide messenger RNA. RefSeq lists its product as uncharacterized. The coding region runs from base 1 to 534 and encodes 177 amino acids. The transcript is spliced from 2 exons. Lineage: Eukaryota; Fungi; Ascomycota; Sordariomycetes; Xylariales; Hypoxylaceae. The record is from RefSeq and is a predicted model, not a curated record.
AUGAAUCUCCCGCUGCGUGCAAUGCGUACGACGGAGAAGAGGCCUCGAACGGCCAGUUCAACUAUCACCGGGACACCAUAUUGCUCCCAGAAUCUGGAGUCAAGAGUAGACAAUCCACAAAUAGGUAGCGGCAAUUCUCCUUCUGAAAGUUCAACUUGCGUUGCUCCAGACUCAACUCUUAUGGCCCCGCCGAUGAUUGCUGUAGUUCCUGAGACGUCAGCAGCCUUUCCUAUGUCAAGCGCCAUGCUGGACACCGACGACUUUGAUGACCUAGGAUUUGUAGAGGACUUUCUCCUACCGGAUACUACCAUGAUACCCGGGUAUACUAAUUCAAUGACCUGUGAAAACGAGAGUACACUGGUGCCUUCGAGCGAUGGUGGUGGGGUGGGACAUUUCCCAAGUCACUCGUCUAUGUCGGCUUUACCAGCCAUGACGACUUCGAAUAUUCAGGAAGAACCAAGUGAGCCUAGUUACCUCCAAGUCCUCUCGACCAGUAAUUGCGAUAUCGAAGAGUUCCGGAACGUAUUGUAUUGA